UUGUAUACCGAAUUCUAUCAACUUAACCUUGAUAAACAGAUUACCGAGAGAAUUAGGAUACUUGAUUCAUCGAUAUUUUCAGAACGUAAAAUUUCGGAAUUUUUACGAAAUAUAUCAAAUAAAAAACGAACAUUGGGGGACAACAAGGAAGAUUCAUCUGAUGAAAAACACACUAGACAUCAUGAAGAUAAUGAUGAUAUCGUGUCCGAAUUGGUUUCUCCAGGAUCACGAAGAAGAAUUGAAAUCUUAAAUGACAAGAAUAUAAAUUUCUCGAAUGAAGAGGUUGAAACUGAAGAAAAUUUGCUAUUUGAUGAGUGGGUACUUUCAACAGGAAAAAACGUUUCUCGAGUUCUGGAGACACUGAGAUCAAAAGUCCCGAAAUCGAAAGCAUUCCUAUAUCCCACAUUCUUUGGUAUACUUGAUUUAUCUGGUGAAAAUACUGAAGUUAAGGAUCUUUUCACUGAUGAUGAAUGGGCAGAAAUGAAAAGUGAUUUUAAUGAAACGGUCAUGUUUAAAGAUAUAAAUGAAGAAGAUGCUAUUGAAAAGAAGUCAGGUGAUCUAAUGACAGAUAUUGAGAAGUGCAUAAUCGAGGAAAAUCCAAAGGUUAAUUCGAUAAGAAGAUUAAUUCAAGCUUAUUCCUAUAACUUGGAGAGACUGCAAUCUUCAAAAUCGGAAGCGAUGUCCAAAGAGGCGAGAUCCAAAGUUUGGCAUCUGUUAUUGCGAAUUCAACCAAGAAUCCAACAGAUAGGUCUUUGGUUGGACAAAAAUGUGAUUUUAGAGUUACAUGUGAUGGAUUUGAAGCUGUUAUUGGGUUACGUUCCGGAGGGUUCCGAGAAGCAUGCAAAUCCAAGUAGUGGAAUGAUAACGUCGAUAUGA
Molecule: messenger RNA, 876 nt
Organism: Ambispora leptoticha
Lineage: Eukaryota; Fungi; Glomeromycota; Glomeromycetes; Archaeosporales; Ambisporaceae
Source: the annotation of a GenBank genome assembly